Molecule: messenger RNA, 927 nt
Organism: Procambarus clarkii (red swamp crayfish)
Lineage: Eukaryota; Metazoa; Arthropoda; Malacostraca; Decapoda; Cambaridae
Gene: ND-24
Product: NADH dehydrogenase ubiquinone
Biological process (GO): mitochondrial electron transport, NADH to ubiquinone
Molecular function (GO): NADH dehydrogenase activity
Source: RefSeq, a predicted model, not a curated record
UAAACAGUUGUAGUGCGGUAAACUUGCGCCAGAUGGCAGCACAGGUGGCGCCACAGCUGAUCACCAUCACAAGGAACCUGUGAAGAUGUUCUCCUUACUGGCCAAGACUCUCUCCUCUUCCGCGGCGAGGGGUGUGCGUCACAUCCACCGCAGUACUGCUGUCUGUAGUGAUGUACUCUUUGUCCACAAGGAUACAGAAAAGAACAAUAUUGACACGCCAUUUGAGUUUACCCCAGACAAUUUAAAGCGAGCCAAGGCCAUCAUCUCGAUCUACCCAGAUGGUCAUAAAAAAGCUGCAGUUAUUCCCUUGCUGGAUUUGGCACAGCGACAGGUUGGCAACUGGCUGCCAAUAACGGCUAUGCAUGUCGUGGCAAAGCUGUUGGAUAUGCCAAGGAUGAGAGUGUACGAAGUUGCAACUUUUUACACUAUGUUUAUGAGAAAUCCUGUAGGCAAAUACCACUUACAAGUAUGCACCACCACCCCAUGCUGGCUACGAGGAUCAGAUGACAUUAUGGCAGCUGUCAAAGACAAGCUUGGCAUUCAGCCAGGAGAGACAACCAAAGAUGGCCUCUUCACACUUUCAGAGGUGGAGUGUCUUGGAGCAUGUGUUAAUGCACCCAUGAUUCAGAUAAAUGAUGAUUAUUAUGAAGAUCUUGAGGUAGCAGACGCUCAGGAAAUUCUAGACACCUUAGCUGCUGGGAAGAAGCCUAAAGCUGGCCCACGAAAUGGCCGUUUUGCUGCGGAACCAGUCGGAGGUCUCACUUCUCUAACUACACCCCCACCAGGACCAGGAUUUAGGGUUCGUGAUGAUUUGUGAAGUUUGCAAGUUGGCAUCGCUACUAAAUUAUGUAAUGGAUUCUAACUUGACUGUAUAGAGUUUGUCAAAAUGAGUUUUUCUGUAAAUAACUAAAUAAAGUUGUAAUCAGU